AAUGUUCUUCUUCUGGAUUUUCAAUCCUUAUGAAAUUCUAAAUCUAAAUACACGUAAAGGGCAUUGUUUUCUGUUACAAGAUUCAUCUUAUUUUCAUCUGGAUUUUCUUAGUUUUCAACCCUAUAUAAGGACCCCACAGUCCUUAUGUAGAUGGGGGUUAAAUAUUUAGGAGUUGACAGCGAUUUGUACCAUACCAAGAAUAAAUUUAGGUACCUGUAAAAUAUGUCACCCAAUCCAAAAGCAAUGAAAAAACUUCUUCGAUCCCUUGAGGAUGACUAAGAUGUUGUUCAUCAAGAAAUAAACCUUUUCCAUUUAUGUAUUAGGCAUCUUCGGUUUGAAUACAAAAUACAGUUUUCUCAGACCCAUUAUGACGCAGAGUAUUGAUACUGGUAUCGCUUACAGUCGACGCUCGUUAGUUGAUUGCAGUAGUGUCUUCGUGUCUCCUCCGUCCUCGUUCAAUUAGUGAUUAAAAAUAAUAUUACGGCAAUUUGGCCGCGCAUGUGUGAGUUCGUCUCGAUGUGUUUUCCUGUGUUACUGGUAUGGUAAUUCGUCCGUCAACUCUGCCGUUAUGGCCGACCUGUUCGACGUCAUUCGCCCCAACUUUUGAAGCGAAAAUCGGAAUUUAAUAUUUUUAUACCGAUGCUCCUAAAGACAAGACGUUUGUUUACGCGUCCUCGAUCGUUCGAUGGAGAUGUGGAUCUUGUCUCCGCUAGAUCUGCUCCUCGAUUCAUGACCUGCGGGGGUCAAAGUUGACUUUUUAUGAGUGACGUCACAGUGUCAAUUAGGUAAUUUUUGUAUGAUUUGGACUCAAUUUGAAUGAAGUGCGGUUAGUGAUCUUUUGUUGACCUGUCAUGAAGUUCAUUUUGUCAAAAAUUGACGUAAACGAUUAGAGUGAGACAGAAACAUGAUUUACAAGUGUUUGUUUUGUGUUUUAUUGGCGUCAUUUGCUCCAGUAGAGUACGAGUCUUUCGUUUUUGCCGCAGGCUACGAUGACUAUGGAGAGUAUGAAGACAAUGAUGCCAUCAUAUUUCCAGUGUUGACGGGGAACAGCUGCUCGGGGGUAGAGAAUCUGGGCACAUGCAAGCCCCUGGCGAGAUGUCCGUACCUGCUGAGUGAGAUCAAGCGCGCCGGCACGCCCAUGCCGGCCUACCUGCGGCGGAAGCUGCAGCAGCUGGCCUGCGGAUACGAUUACGAUGAGCCGUUGAUAUGCUGUGAAUCGAUUUAUACAAACAUAGACCACACGUAUACGACGUUGGGCCAGAACCCACCCACGCAAGACUUCAGACCCACACACAACUGGCUGGGUUCCAACGAGGAGCAUGAGAUAAACUCCAGAUAUCCUCCCCAAGACAACUACAACACCAACCCUCAAGACAACUACAACACCAACAAGAACAAAAACCCGCCCAGCUACGGGGACGAUAUCAGUAACCACCGGAACUUCAACCUCCUGCCGAAAAACUGUGGGCCGAUAGAGGACGACAGAGUAUACGGCGGCGAAAGAACGAGUCUCUUCGAAAUGCCUUGGAUGGUUUUGCUCGCGUAUGAUUCAGCGCGCGGAACAAAACUGAGUUGCGGUGGGUCCCUGAUCACGGAGUGGUACGUGUUGACGGCAGCGCAUUGCGUCAGCUUCCUGGGCACCAAGCUACGGCUGCAAGAGGUCGUGAUCGGGGAGUACGACACCAGGAGCGACCCCGACUGCGAGAGGAACGAGGGAGAGCUGGUGUGCGCACCGAAUGUGCAGAACGUGGCAAUCGACAGAAUUAUCGCACACAGCGGCUACACUCCCCAGUCGUUAGUGGACGACAUAGCUCUCAUUAGACUCGCACGACCUGCUGACUUCUCUCUAGACAGUCUGAAGCCCAUUUGCCUGCCCGUGACCUCUGAGUUACGAAACGAGAGGCUGGAUGGGCAAAAAGGUGUAGUCGCCGGCUGGGGCGCCACAGAGGAUGGUCUGCAGUCUCCUGUGCUGCUGAGCGUCAACCUUCCUAUCACCACCAACUACGAGUGCAGCGUUAUAUACAACGGCUCAACGGAGAUCCACAGCACACAGUUGUGCGCCGGUGGCGUGGCCGGCAAGGACUCUUGUGGGGGCGACUCCGGUGGCCCCCUGCUGUACCCGGGGCUCGUACCGGGGCGCAGGGGGGGCUCAGGCACCAGCAGGUACGUGCAGCGAGGCAUCGUCUCCUACGGCUCCAAGCGCUGCGGCAUCGGCGGCUUCCCCGGCGUCUACACCCGCGUCGCCGACUACAUGGAAUGGAUAUUGGACAAUAUUAGCUGAUUUUGUGUCGUUGUUAUCAUUCUGAUUUGUCAAGGCGGCUAACUAGCUGUAGCUAUUGGCCUCCGACAAGAAUAAUAAGGACGCAAGUGUGUGAAAUCGCAGCAACAGUCAGUACUUAAAGCAGAGUUUCCCAAAUUGUUUCGUUGAUCACUUUCAAAAUUGGCAGAUCCGGUGGGCUACCUGCAGCCACCAUCACUUCCCUACCUCCCUACAAUAGCUGUAAUCUAUGAAAGUUGGUAUUAUUUUAAAUAGCAGAAUCACUGCUUGUGGACAAAUUACCUAGCUAUGCUUUCUGAUAAGAGAAAUCAAGGCAGCAUUUUUCGUCGAGUUUCGCGUGGUCGCCUGGGGGAUUACUUUGGGAAUUACUGACUUAGAGCAUCAGGCAACGCGCUCUACCGAUUUUGUUGUGACUACUAAUGUAGUACCUCGAUAUUUAGUGUAUUUAGAUACUUACGGUCUUACCACAAAAAACUAAACAUCUGUAAUGUUGAAUAGUUGUUUUGAGGCCAUUUUGUACUGAAAUUUUCUUUAAUCAACUGUUCAACAGGUGUUUAAAUCUUUUUUAGUAAGCCCGUUAAGGUCCACACUUAAAGUUUUGGAAUUGCUUCGUGGUUUUUUUGAAGUUUAAGACUUAGUUAUUUAAGAGUAGGUACUUCGUAUUCAUUAUAGGUAAUAUUAAUAUAUUUUUAAUGCGGUAUUAUAAACACAAUUAAGCAAUGUAUUACAUUUAAAUUUUAAUUUAUUACAAUAUUAUUACUUAGUUAUAAGAAUAGUUGUAGUAAUAAUUAUUCUUACUGUAAUAAUAACGUUACAUGCUUAUGAACUAUAGUUAUGUCACAAACUAAGUCAAGAGUUGCUUGCAUCUUGCUGCUUGUAUAUUUUUGAAUUCUAUAAUAGCAAAUUCUAUAAAAUGUCCUCAAACUAAAGAAUAUGAGAUUAUGAUAACCCCUUUCCAUUCAAAGUUCAAUGAUAACUUUACUAGUCUGUUAGAUGUGAUAAAAUAGGUACUUACUUACCGAUAAGGUAAUAAAAUUUUUAAAGGGUAAAAAUGUAUUUGAAAAACAUGUACCUACAUUAGAUCAAGAAAUAAACCAGUCAACAGCAAA
Messenger RNA from Aricia agestis (brown argus), 3387 nucleotides. Its product is annotated as CLIP domain-containing serine protease 2-like. Gene Ontology annotation, molecular function: serine-type endopeptidase activity. The record is from RefSeq and is a predicted model, not a curated record. NCBI's taxonomy places the organism in Eukaryota, Metazoa, Arthropoda, Insecta, Lepidoptera, Lycaenidae. The transcript has 8 exons. The coding region runs from base 905 to 2281 and encodes 458 amino acids. Gene Ontology annotation, biological process: proteolysis.